CUCUCGUCCCAAAAGCUUGCUUCGCGCUUUCGAAAAACCACACCAAGUCGGGAAGGCAGAGGCACAGGGAGGGAGCCGACAGCCGAGAGCACCUUCCGAUUCCGCCCAAGAAAUCUCCACCCAAUCUCUCUGUCCUCUCCUCCCUUCUCAUCAUUUCGCCAUGCUGCCAUCGCACCUCAACGGCCACUCCGCCCUCGGGCGCCGUCGCCCGCGCCUCUCCGCCGCCGCCGGGGAGUCUCCGGCGGCAGCGGGGGUAGAGGCGGCGGCUCCGCUGGAGGAGCACGACCGCAUCUACUUCCAGGCCUACUCCCAUCUCGGCAUCCACGAGACUAUGAUCAAGGACCGCGUAAGGACCGAUGCUUACCAUGCAGCGAUCAUGCGCCACCAGAAAUUUAUCGAGGGGAAGGUUGUGCUGGAUGUGGGGUGUGGUACUGGAAUACUCUCUGUGUUCUGUGCUCGUGCUGGCGCAAAGCGAGUGUAUGCUGUCGAAGCCUGUGAAAUUGUUGUCCAGGCUCGUGAAAUUGUAAAAGCAAACAACCUAACUGAUCAGAUUGUGGUCAUCCAUGGACGUGUUGAGGAUGUUGACCUUGAGGAAAAGGUUGAUGUUAUAAUAUCAGAAUGGAUGGGCUAUAUGCUUCUCUAUGAGAGUAUGCUGCCAAGCGUCCUAUUUGCAAGAGAUAAAUGGCUUAAGCCCGGGGGUCUUAUUCUUCCUUCUCAUGCUACGCUCUUCAUGGCCCCCGUAACAAAUCGUGAGAGAUAUGAAGACAGCGUCGAUUUCUGGCGUGACGUCUAUGGCAUAAACAUGUCUGCUCUUGUGCCACUUGCCAAAAAGUUUACAUCUGAGGAACCCUCCAUUGAAACAAUUGGUGGAGAGAAUGUUAUAAGUUGGCCAUCUGUGUUCAAGCGCUUCGAUUGCUAUAAUUUUACAGCUGAGGAAUUCAAAUCUAUCACUUCAAAAUACAAAGUUUCAUCAAUGAUGUUAGCUCCCAUUCAUGGCUUUGGUUUCUGGUUUGAGGUGGAGUUCAACGAGCCUAUAGAGUCCUCUCAUAAUUUUCCUUCCAGUUUGGAUCCACUUGAGAUUAUACAGAAGAAAAGGAGACGAUCCUCAGAAGAUAUAGUUCUGUCCACAGCCCCAGAGGAUGAGCCAACCCACUGGCAACAGACCAUUUUGUAUUUCCCGGAUCCUAUAGAGGUGAAGCAGGACCAAAUUAUAGAAGGUUCUGUAACAGUGUCCCAAAGCGAGGAGAAUCCACGUUUUCUGAAUAUUCAUCUAGAGUGCUUGUAAGUUCCUGUGUCAUACGUGGUACCCCCUCCACCGCAAAAUAGCACAGGAGGACAGACAUUGGUUAAGGACUGCGCCAUGCGAUGAACUGGUGUUUUUAUGCUUCUAGUGGCUUGAUUUCAGGCGCGCAAUGGGGUGUUGGCAGGGAGGAGCUGACAAUAUUUCAGAUUUCUUUAAUGGAAGUGGAGAAUUUGUACUAUUUAUGCCAAUUAUCCGUCUAAUACGAAGGCAGGAUUUUAGUAAUUGUACUCCGUCUUAUUCUAUAGAGUAUAUACUGGUUGUUGAUUUUGGAUCCGCACGCUGUGACCUAAGUCUCGCAUCCAAGGGUCCCUUUGGAACAAAGGAAACAUGAAGGAUUUUUUUAUGAUCCAUUCCCUAUCGGAAAAAUUCCCACGUGAGUCUUUAGACCACAUUAUCCAA
Zea mays is the source of this 1702-nucleotide messenger RNA. RefSeq names its product protein arginine N-methyltransferase 6. Lineage: Eukaryota; Viridiplantae; Streptophyta; Magnoliopsida; Poales; Poaceae. Gene Ontology annotation, biological process: peptidyl-arginine methylation, to asymmetrical-dimethyl arginine; chromatin remodeling. The coding region runs from base 161 to 1285 and encodes 374 amino acids. Gene Ontology annotation, molecular function: protein-arginine N-methyltransferase activity; histone methyltransferase activity. The transcript has 13 exons. The record is from RefSeq and is a predicted model, not a curated record.